Molecule: messenger RNA, 1095 nt
Organism: Wallemia ichthyophaga EXF-994
Lineage: Eukaryota; Fungi; Basidiomycota; Wallemiomycetes; Wallemiales; Wallemiaceae
Product: Protein sfk1
Exons: 3
Coding region: 1-1095 (364 amino acids)
Cellular component (GO): plasma membrane
Source: RefSeq, a predicted model, not a curated record
AUGCCAGAGGAUACAACCCGGGCACCAAAACCAACGCACCUCAAAUAUGGUUGGAUCGUUUACGCGCCUUUGAUAGCAGCCGCUGUUUGGACUGCAGAUCUUGUCGGUUUACUAGCUCUAUGGGCCACGAACGACUACUAUCGAAUCAUUAGCGGACGUGGUCUCGUAGUUUAUAUUAGUGAUCUUGGUGCAACAUGGAAGCCCUUCUUUAUAGCGAUGAACUGUGUUACCGUUGCUUUCUACCUCAUCGGUAUCAUUGCGCAACGGUGGCUUAGAUCUUUCGAACGUAUCCCUGAAGCUCUUAGAAAAAGAGAAGUCGCUUUUGGGUGGAUUACCAUCAUUUUUGGUAUCAUCGGUUCUGCAGGGCUUAUCACCCUCGGUAUUAUGGACGAUGUCAACCACCCCACCGUGCACUGGUCAAUGACCGUUGUUUUUGUCGUUGGUAUCGCCAUUUCUGCUAUCUCUCAAACCUGCGAAGUCUCGUGCCUGGCGUUCGAUCAUCCCGACAGAGCUCACUUAAGAAGAAACGGCAUUAUGAAACUUCUCGUCGUCGGGCUUGCUGUCGCUUGUGCUAUCACAUUUGGUGCUUUACAAGGCACUUGUAGUGGCGAUAUCUACUCCCCCCAAAACCCCGGCAGAAACUGUUACGAUAUCACCUCAGCUGCUGCCUCCUUCGAAUGGAUUACCGCGUUCUGGGUUGUCUUCUACUUUAUAACCCUCGGUCUCGACCUCUGGCCAGCUGCAAAGACUUCUCCGCGUUUCUUGCGCAAGGCUGCUGCAUGGGAGGCUGACCAUCUUAGCAAAGCCGAAUCUCACCUCAUUCCAAAUCCACAAGAAGCAAACGAGCCUACUGUCGACAACAUGUACUCUGAAAGAACUACAGAUUUCCAUAAUGAUGGUACUGGAUACGCCACCGGCUACGCUCCCGGUUACGGCGGUACAUAUCCUCAGCAUUCACAUAGAGCAGACCUUGAGCAUGCAGGAGCUGGAUACGCCACUGGUUACGGCGACAGUUAUCAAAUGAGACAAACAUCUCCAGCUACAGUGAAUGAACAGCCGGCGCAGCCAUAUGCGGCGUAUGGCCAAGCUUCUUGA